AACAAACUCAGUCCCCCACCCAACCAGGGCCCGGACCCGUCUCUGGUCUACCGGCCUGACGUGGACCCAGAGAUGGCCAAAGACAAGGGCAGCUUCAGGAACUACACGUCUGGCCCGCACCUGGACCGUGUGUUCACCACCUACAAGCUCAUGCACACGCACCAGACUGUGGAGUUCGUCCAGAAGAAGCACAUCCAGUUUGGGGACUUCUCUUACAAGAGAAUGACUGUCAUGGAGGCUGUGGACAUGCUGGAUGAGCUGGUGGACGAGUCAGACCCAGAUGUAGACUUCCCAAACUCCUUCCACGCCUUCCAGACAGCAGAAGGCAUCCGGAAGGCCCACCCAGACAAGGACUGGUUCCAUCUUGUCGGACUCCUGCACGACUUAGGGAAGGUUCUGGCAUUGGCAGGGGAGCCCCAGUGGGCUGUUGUUGGAGAUACCUUCCCAGUGGGCUGCUGUCCCCAGGCCUCCGUGGUUUUCUGUGACUCCACCUUCCAGGACAACCCUGACCUUCAGGACCCCCGAUACAGCACAGAGCUUGGCAUGUACCAACCUCACUGUGGACUUGAAAACGUUCUGAUGUCCUGGGGACAUGAUGAGUACAUGUACCAGAUGAUGAAGUUCAACAAAUUCUCCCUCCCCCCAGAGGCCUUCUACAUCAUCCGGUUUCACUCCUUCUAUCCAUGGCACACGGGUGGCGACUACCGGCAGCUGUGCAGCGAACAGGACUUGGCCAUGCUGCCGUGGGUGCAGGAGUUCAACAAGUUUGACCUGUACACCAAGUCCUCUGACCUGCCAGAGGUGGACGAGCUGCGGCCCUACUACCAGGGUCUCAUUGACAAGUACUGCCCUGGCGUCCUGUGCUGGUGACCCAGCCUCCCAGGCCUGGCUGCUUUGGGAAUGCCGCAGACCCUGUCCAGUCAGUGCUCCUCACCUUGGUGAGCACUCUGCCCAGGGGCAAUAAAGAGCUUCCGGUA
This is a messenger RNA of Erinaceus europaeus (western European hedgehog), 977 nucleotides long. RefSeq names its product myo-inositol oxygenase (gene MIOX). The annotation marks the transcript as partial. The record is from RefSeq and is a predicted model, not a curated record. Gene Ontology annotation, cellular component: cytoplasm. NCBI's taxonomy places the organism in Eukaryota, Metazoa, Chordata, Mammalia, Eulipotyphla, Erinaceidae. Gene Ontology annotation, molecular function: inositol oxygenase activity; iron ion binding. Gene Ontology annotation, biological process: inositol catabolic process. The transcript is spliced from 9 exons.